UUUUAAUUAAACUAUAUUUAAUACUUCUAAUUAGCGUCCAAACAUCUGAUGUGACAGGAGCAAAAAUUUUGCCAUUUGCCCUUUUGCUAUUUGGGGGUGGAUCCAAACAGACCCUAACAAACACUCCAAAAGGCGAGAGGGAGAGAGAGCGCUCGGAAACACCCGGAGGGAUCCCUGAAGUGGUGGAAGCGCAUGUCGGGGCGCCGUCAGGCGUCAGCGUGCCACUCACGAGAGCGUGCGCAAAUCCCCACGAGAGCAACUUGUGCCAGACAGCCGGUGGCACGGCUGGGCCGGCUGCGACGGCGGACGAAGCGACCAGGGGCCGAACCGCCGCUGGUCCAGGCACCACCUGACGCCGCACCGGGGCGACCGAUGUGACGGACCCGCGGACGGACGGUCGCGAGCGAGGCCCGGCGCCCUAGCUUGUCGCCGCGCGGGACGGAACCACGAACCAGGGCGGGCGGCGUGUGCGCGCGCGUCCUCUGGCGCACGGCCCAGCGAGCGGGCUACCCAAAUCCGGGGCCUUGUCCUCCCCGGGCACGCAAGGAAUUAGGCCAGCGCCCGCUCCUGUGGCUAGCUCUGCCUCCCAAGGCAUCCAAAAGGGCGCGCGCGGGGGGCGGCACCACCCGCAUCGUCCGUGUCCCUAUCCCUUCAACAACUUAGCGCCGGGUGGGGUGGGGCGCAACUCGGGAUCGUCCCUUUACAAGCACACCCGCGCAGCAACACCCCCCGGAAACGUGCCACGCGAUCGCCCCCCCGGCUUAUUCGCCGCUUGCUUCCGCCACGGCCGGGAGAGGAGCACUCGUGCCGCGCGUGCCGUGAGAGCGUGCGUGCGUGGUCGAGAGAGAGUGAGCAGCUGGUGCCAUGGACCGUCGGGACUCGGAGGCGAGCGCGCCGGCAGCGGCCGCGGCGGGGCGGGCCGCGAACGGCAACGGCAGCGACGGGGCCGCGGCGGCGGCGCCGGGGCCCGGAGACGCGAGCUUCGACACCAACAUGGUGAUCAUCCUGGCGGCGCUCUUCUUCGCGCUGCUGUUCGCCAUCGGGCUCAACUCGGUGGCGCGGUGCGCGCUCCGGUGCGGGGGCCGGGGCGCGGCCGGGGACGCCGGAGGCCGCGGCGGUGGCCAGGGGGCGUCGUCGGCGUCGGGCGGCACGUCCUGCGUCCGCGGGAUCAAGAAGCGCGCGCUGCGGAGCAUCCCCGUGGAGGUUUACGGCGGAGGCGGCGUGGAGGGAGGCGAUGAUGCCCGUGAGGAAGAGGUGUGCGCCAUCUGCCUGGGCGAGUUCGCGGACGGCGAGAAGGUGCGCGUGCUCCCGCGGUGCGGGCACGGGUUCCACGUCCCCUGCGUCGACGCCUGGCUGCUGUCCCGCGGCUCCUGCCCGACGUGCCGCCGCCCUGUGAUGGACGGCAGCAAGCCCGCGGCCGCCAAGGCCGGCGCCGCGGGCCAGAGCCGGCGGCGGCCGGAAAGCGACACCAUCGCCGUGGUCAUCGCUUGAUCCUCUCCACGGAAGCAGCAGAGCAAUCGGAGCAGGCCUAGUGGUGGUAGCCAGGCGCACAGCCAACCAAUGAACCAAGCAACGAAGCAAGGUAUAGUACUGGAUUUCCGGGACCGUGGAUAAGGUCGUGUAAAAAUAUCUCCGUAGCCGAGCGCCGCAUCGCCCGAUACUAUCCGGCGACGAGGGACCCACCUGCAUGUCAGGUCAGGUGUCGCUACUUGGAGUAGCUAGUAGUAGCAUCGUAGCAUCUUGCCGUCCUAUGUAUCACAGCUGCCCAAUUGUUCACCGGAAGUGUUCGACCUUCGACGGCGCCGUACAAAUUUUUUUGUUGCAUA
This is a messenger RNA of Panicum hallii, 1826 nucleotides long. Its product is annotated as RING-H2 finger protein ATL74-like. Bases 865 to 1491 code for a protein of 208 amino acids. The transcript has a single exon. NCBI's taxonomy places the organism in Eukaryota, Viridiplantae, Streptophyta, Magnoliopsida, Poales, Poaceae. The record is from RefSeq and is a predicted model, not a curated record.